AUGGACCAAGACGACGGCGAUUAUGCUACCCUAAGGGAAUUGCCUCUUCCGCCUCCCAACUCCUCUCAGAGAAUUUCUAACGGGGAAGACACGGCCAGUGAAGAGGGAAAGCUUCUGGCUUGUGUUCAUGAUGAACAUAUAACUUACGCUAGCACCAACCAAGACUUCGAUCCUCCAGAUAACGCUUAUGAAGAUAGAAGUCCGUUGCUGGAAGAAUCGUCUGUUAUUGUUCAUAAUAAUUACGAAAGUGUGAAGUAUUGUAGAACUUUUAAGAUAAUUAGCUUAAACUUUUUAAUUGUAAUGUACUCCAUUUUUCUUCCACAGGUCCAAACAACUUCAGCACCACGUUGCAUUCGACGCGCCGACUCCGGAAUUAUCCCUCACGAAGAUAUUCCAGGAAGAUCCGAUUCUGUGAGUACAGAAAGCUCACAUUCACCCCCAGAUCCUCCUGGAAGUAAUCACAGCGAAACUUCUAGUGGAAUUCAUUCGAACGAUAGCGAACACCAUACACCACCCAAAACCGAAAGCAUAAUUAAUAUCACAGAAAAUCCAGCUGACAGCCAGGAAAGCACAGUCGUUAUACGCAGAAAAUCGAUCAGGCCGAACAAAACCGACAUUAUAACACCCGCCAUAUUGGAAGAAGAUCCGUAUGGUAGAUGCACCAAUAUGCGAAUGACGUCGUUUACAGAUAAAACUAACAUCCAGUCGUGUUCAGCUACGUUGCCGCAUUAUCCGACACAGCCUGUUCAGAAUGUGUAUCCAAACUGUUCUACCAUGCCUCUUCCACAACAUACUACCAACAAUGUACAAGCCAAUUUGGUAAAUGGAAAUAGCUGCAAUGUUUAUCCGAGACAACACACUACUAUACCGACACAUCAUAACGGUGUCAAACUGUUGUCGAAUCCACACAAUCCAUACGUUAAAAGACUGCAUCCCAAGGUAGGCGAGGGGAUAAAAUAUGAACCAAUUUAUACUGCUAUUAAUAGGAAAUCCGGCGAAUUGUAUCACUAUACGUCGUAG
Molecule: messenger RNA, 1020 nt
Organism: Diabrotica balteata
Lineage: Eukaryota; Metazoa; Arthropoda; Insecta; Coleoptera; Chrysomelidae
Source: the annotation of a GenBank genome assembly